Messenger RNA from Zea mays, 1371 nucleotides. RefSeq lists its product as uncharacterized. Lineage: Eukaryota; Viridiplantae; Streptophyta; Magnoliopsida; Poales; Poaceae. Gene Ontology annotation, cellular component: cortical endoplasmic reticulum; Golgi apparatus. Gene Ontology annotation, biological process: sterol metabolic process; sphingolipid metabolic process; intracellular sterol transport. The record is from RefSeq and is marked provisional.
GCCUUUUGUUUUGUUUCCUAUUUCCUUUCCUUCUCGUGUAGCUUUUCGGCCGGCGACCGCGACCUGACCGUCCGCCACUGCGCACCUGCCGGCGUCUGGGCGACGCCCCGCCGCCAGCCUGCCACCACCACGACGCCUGCACCGGAAUCCGACACUGUCUCAACCACUCCGUCGUGCCUAUCCGAAGCUCAACGGCGGAGCCCGGUGGGAUAGGGCGGAGGCGCUGAGGCCUGAGGGGGAGACUGGACCUGGGCUGCACGAGGUAGGCUGUGCGGUGGCGGAAGGAAUCACCGAUGAGCGAUGCGCAGGCGACAGGGGAUGGUCCGCGCUGCGUUGGCUGCGGCGGGCGCGUGAAGACGCUCUUCGUGCAGUACUCCCCGGGCAACAUCCGCUUGAUGAAAUGCGAUAAGUGCAAGGCUGUUGCUGAUCCCUACAUCGAGUGCGAGUUCAUGAUCAUCUUGAUUGAUCUCGUCCUGCACAAGACAAGGGCGUACCGCCAUGUUCUGUUUAAUAAGCUGAGCAUGGGAUCAUCCGUUGACAAGGGAAUACUUUACCGGUCUACUUUGAUACACAUUGCUCUUGACACAUUCAGAAUAUCUUUUUCGAAAGGAAACAGAGCUGGUGGGGCUUCUUCCAGGAGCAUUUUCUCAACAGUUUCCAAUUGCACUGAGGUUGUUGGCGAUGCAUUAUUGGGAAACAUCGUAUUUAUAUUCAUGUUACUCCUGGGAGUGCGAUUUUUUCUCAAAUUAUCUUUCGAUAUUAUAAGGUAUAGGGAUAUUCUGUUCGCUGUCAUCAUUUCAAGCUACUUCAAGUUGUUUCUUUUCACAAUGAUGGUUUGGGAGUUUCCGUCAUCUGUUAUAUUCAUUGUUGAGAUGUUUGUUCUCUCAUCAAACGUUGUAGCCCUGAGAGUUGUCUCGCAGUUUCCAAGAGCCCACUGUUUCGCGGUCUGCUUACUAGCGCACGCAGCAAAAUACUUGACCCAGCGAUGGAUCCUUGGAACGCCAUGAGAGCCUGAACUCGUACAGAUCAAUCAUCCUGGUGCUUCCAGCGACGUCUAUAGGUAUACUGUGGCCUGAUGAUGAGCUCUGGUUUCUAUCGAGUUCUUUGACUGUGUUGCCUUGUCUCCUCCACCCCCUCUCCCUGUGACUGUGAGUACUAUCUUCAAUGUACUUGCGGCGAAGACGGAUAUGGCAUCUUUACUCAUAGGCAGUAGCUGUUGAGUGUUGUGUGGUUGGUACUUGGUCCCUUGACCCAACCACCGGCCUACUACUACGUAGCAUCUGCGGCGUCUCCUGUUCACGAAAGAAUGCAGCAAAGGAAAGACCUACUAGGCUAUUACCAUCGUGUUCUUCUUUGGCGGUUCUGUCAACA